Messenger RNA from Helobdella robusta, 4917 nucleotides. RefSeq lists its product as hypothetical. Gene Ontology annotation, molecular function: DNA binding; ATP hydrolysis activity; ATP-dependent chromatin remodeler activity. The record is from RefSeq and is a predicted model, not a curated record. The transcript is spliced from 33 exons. The coding region runs from base 1 to 4917 and encodes 1638 amino acids. NCBI's taxonomy places the organism in Eukaryota, Metazoa, Annelida, Clitellata, Rhynchobdellida, Glossiphoniidae.
AUGUCAUCAAGGUUGGAUAGACUGCUACUCUUGUUAGAUUCGGGGUCGAAUGCUGCGAUAAGAAAAUCUGCAGCCGAACAAUUAGGAGAUGUGCAGAAGUUGUAUCCCAACGAGCUUCAUAAUUUGCUUAAUAAGGUCCAUGUCUAUCUGAUGAGUAGCCAAUGGGAGACGAGGGUUGCGGCUAGCCAGGCUGUUGAAGCUAUAAUUAGAAAUGUUGAUCAGUGGCAGCCAAUUGGAUUAGAGAGAUUGGAUGAUCACAAUUUAAAUGGAAGACUCAGCGUAGAAUCUUCUGACCAUUUGAGUUUAUCGAAUUUUGAUGUGAACAAAGUUCUAGCGCAAGAUGUCAUUCUGUCCAUGUGUGAUGAUAAGGAGUUUGAGGAACCUACUGGCUCCUUUGAAGUUAUAAACAGUCGGGAGAAGUUGCAGGAGCAAAAGAGGCAGCUGAACAAAAAGUUGGGCCUUGAUGUCUGCAGCAUGUUGAACAUGUCCGUUGACAGUCUCUUCGAGGAGAGUGACCUGAUAGUCGAACCCAAAAUGGCGGCGGUGGCGGCCACCGUGACGUCAUCAGUUUCAUCAUCAGUGAAGGAUUAUGUUGAAAAUAAGCUAGUUGCAAGCAACAACAACAACAACAAUAAUAGUAAUAAUAAUAUAAAGUCUGGAAAAAGAAAAUGUGAGAGUGACAAUUAUGCCACAGAGAAGAAAUUAAAAAAGCCGAGUGAUGAAGAUGGAGAUUCCAUAAAAGAUGACGAUUUUAUUGCAGAAGAAGAGAAACCACAGACAGAUUGGCCUUUCGCUCACUUUGCUCAUUCUCUCGCCAAUAAUCUUUUUAAUGCAUCCUGGGUUAAAAGGCAUGGCUCGGCCCUUGGUCUCAAGGUCAUCCUCAAAGUUCAUGGCUCAGGGGCUGGCAAGUCCUGCUGUCUCUAUAAGGAUGAGUUGGAGAAGGCGAACUUGGUGUAUUUGGAGGAUCUGAGUGUCCGCCUUAUCUGCGUGCUGGCUCUCGACAGAUUGGGCGACUUUUUAUCUGAUGAGGUGGUCGCUCCAGUUCGAGAAACGUGCGCGCAGACACUGAGCAUAGCAUGCAUGCACGUUGACAAGCGGGGCGCACUGCAGAUAGUGAAAGCAUUACUCCAGCUACUUGAUCAUAAGCAAGAAAAUGGCGAAUUGUGGGAGGUCAGACAUGGCGGACUGCUGGGGAUAAAGUACAUCCUUGCUACACGGAAGGAUAUGACCUAUGAUCUUUUAGAAUCCUGCCUGCCGAGCAUACAUAUAGGACUGCUGGACGGAUCUGAUGACGUCAGAUCCGUCGCUGCAUCCGCAUUACUUCCGGUUGUGGACGAGUUAAUCCGGAGCUCGCCGGAUCAGGCUCUAAAGAUUAUUGAUAGUCUUUGGUUGUCGUUGAAAGAGUUGGACGAUCUGACGUCAUCCACGAAUAGCAUCAUGUCGCUAUUGUCGCAGCUUCUCUCGCAUCCGCUUGUCUGUCAUAAAUACCAGGGUUCGACAUUGAGCGUAUUGAUACCACUUAUAUACCCGUUCCUGAGUCACAACAUCACAUCAGUGAGGCAGGCCUCUUUGCAAACCUUAGUGACCUUGGUCAAAAGGUCACUCGAUAUUAAGGAUGUGACUUGGAUAUCUGGAAUAUUGCAAGACCUGAUGAGGCACAUAUACCAACGCAGCCUGCUAGAGUAUGACGUACAUUUGCUUGACCUUAUUGUCGAGGUGUGGCGUAGCAUAUUGGCCUGCGCUGGCAACGAUCAGCUGGUAGCAGCGGUUGGCUUCUACUUCAACAGCUGGAUGUGCAUGUUGAUGCAGCCAGCUGGCGUGCCUUACGACCACCAGCUCUUGCUAAACUCUUCUUCCUCAUCAUCCAUGCCUGCUAACCUGAACACUAGUGUUGCGAAACAGCAGCAGCAGCAGUGCAACAUAAAGUUCAUUGCUGAGAUUUCAAACAUUGUCGACUCGACGGCCGAACGAGAUGCUUUGGUCACCAGGGCUCGUUUGACUGCAGCUAACUUACUUGGUCAGCUCUGUUACGUUCUAACCAAACCACAGCCAGAACUUCAAAAUGACCAACAACAACAAACCGACCAACAACACCAACAACAACAAACUGACCAACAACAAAAACGACAAUUAAUAUCCAACGACCUAUGCAAACUGUUCAGCAUCUAUCUCUCGUCUAAAUCGGCCAUCCAACGCAUGCUCACCUCGCAUAUCAUCAACUUCUGGGUGGUCAACAUCAAUUACAAUAAUAACAACAACAAUAACAAUAAUAAUAACAACAAUAAUAACAAUAAUAACAACAAUAAUAAUAAUAAUAAUAACGGUACUACCACAACCACUGCUACUGAAGAUUCCAAAUCUAGUAACGCUACUAGCAGUGCUAAUGAAAAUUGUAAUAGUAUCUCUACUGCUUCUACUACAUCUAACUGUAAUGUCGGCGAUAAUAACGACAAUAACAACAGCAAUAACAACAACAUUAGCAACAAUACUAACAAUAACAACAAUACUUAUAGCAGGGAUUCAUUCGAUAUAAUUCCUAGCUAUUUAGUUGAUCAGCUACGGAUAUUAUUAACCGAGCUAUUAUACUACGACGAAAUAGCUACGAUGAUUACAGUUCUUCAGGUUGAAAGCCGAUCGCUCUUAGCUUUCAUUGCUAGCUGUGGUAUAAAGCUGGCCGAGCCCUAUAAUGAUCUGAACGCGGUCUUGACGACGGAACAAAUACAGCAUUUGUGUAAAGUGGAGGCAGAGAAUUGCUCUAAGUCGUUGGUCAGUUUGAAGGCCAGCACGAACCAGCUGGAAUCCUUGCAGAGGAAACGCUCAAAUUUGGAAACUUCCUUGAGCCAGACGGUGUCUGAACAGAAUAUACUAUCUAAUAGGGUUCAAUGUAGCAUUGCAUCUGUAUUGGUCCAUAUGGAUAGAAUGCCUAGCUCUCUCAAUCCGAUAAUGAGGCCCAUAAUGGAAUCCAUCAAAUCAGAAGAGAAUCUGCAACUUCAAGAACUCACCGGGUCAAUCCUCUCCGAGGUCAUUGAACUUUGCAAAACUAGGUUACCCUGUCCCAAUUUGAAGGCCAUCAAGAAUUUAUGCAACAUGGCCACUGCCGAUUGUAAAUGCUUUCUUGACUCCAAUGGUCUUGAAAAAUUUGACAAGUUUUCUGAUAUUAUGGUUCUUUGGACUAGACAGCAGGUGCAGAUUUCCAAAACGAGAAAGUUGGGUUCUUUAAAAAAAUCAUCUUCAUCGUCGUCAUCGUCUACGUCAUCAGCAGCUGCAGCAUCAACAGCAGCAGCAGCAGUGAAAGAUGAUGCUGAUGUUAAUGAAGCUGCUGAAGUCGCAAAAUCUGGGUCAACCAAUCAGAAGCGAGGACCUGUUUCCGCUCUGUGUAGCAUCGUCACAAAGGCGGGAAAGAAUUUCCCGCACGACGUUCCUGAUCUCUGGAAUAUCAUCUUUGCUGGCAUGGAAAAAGCUGUGGUCAAGAAAGAAGUGAGGGACAAAGAUGGCUGUGGGCAAAUCAACAACAACGAAAAUAGUAAUAAUAAUAAUAAUAAUAAUAAUAAUAAUAAUAAUAAUAAUAGCGAUGACAAUGAUGAGGAUAAUGAUUCUCUCGAGUUGGUCAAAUGUCUCCAUAUUUUCAACAUCAUCAUCCCAUCAGUGCACCAGGAUUUACAUGAACAUCUAUUCAGUCACUUUCCAUGCCUUCUAGCCUGCCUGGAACAUCGCUACUCAGCUGUCAGAAACGCAGCCGCUCGUAGCUUGGCUACCAUCGCGCGUGUGGCUAGCGUCAUUACCAUAGAAGCCGUCGUCGUCAGGCACUUGCUGUCGUGGUUGCAAGAUCCGGUGAAUGACAACCGCAAGAUGGGAGCUGUCGAGGCAAUUAGUCUAAUCGUUGAAGAGCUGUCGAUAGGGAUCCUGCCCUACAUAACCAGUUUAGUUUUGGCGCUCCUGGGAGUUAUGAGCUAUCAAAAUAAGCAAGUAAGACACGUGGCUACCUUCACCUUUGCCAAUCUCGUCUGCCUCAUGCCUUUAGAAAAACCAGUGUCGCAAUCAACCAACGAUGGCGAUGUUAAAACUUCAUCAUCAACAACAACAGCAACAUCAUCAACAACAGCAUCAUCAUCAUCAUCAACAACAACAUCAUCAACAACAUCAUCAUCAUCAUUAACAACAACAUCAUCAACAACAACAUCAUCAUCAUCAUCCGUAAUGACGUCAUCCACAACAUCAUCAUCAUCAGUAAUGACGUCAUCGUCGUCACCAUCAUCAGCAGUAGUUGAGGCUAAAAUAAAACAGGAUAGAACGUUUUUAGAGCAGCUACUGAACCCCAAGCUGAUUGAAGAUUAUAAGGUACCGCUGAAGUUGAAAGUUCAACUGAGGAGGUAUCAACAGGACGGCAUCAAUUGGCUCUCCUUCUUGGCCCGUUUCAAACUGCACGGCAUUUUGUGUGACGACAUGGGUUUGGGCAAAACCCUGCAAGCCCUCUGCAUCGUGGCAGCCAAUCAUCACGAGAGAGAAAUACGAUUGGCUAAGAAGAAGGUGAAAUACGAGAGCCCGCCCUCUAUCGUUAUAUGCCCCCCAACCCUGACCGCUCAUUGGCUGUACGAAGCUGAGAAGACCCUACCAGACGGUCUCAUUCGAACCUUGCACUACAUAAAAUGGAACUAUUGCAUAUUAGACGAGGGACACAUUAUUAAAAAUAACAAGACGAAAGUAUCAAAGGCAAUAAAACAGCUGCGGUGUUCUCACAGGUUGAUACUAUCAGGCACCCCCAUUCAGAACAACGUCCUGGAGCUGUGGUCACUUUUCGACUUCCUCAUGCCGGACACAAAAAUCAUGGGUCACAGAAAUUAUCAAAUCAAAGUUACAAUCAAAGUUACAAUCAAAGUCGUUGUAAAAACAAAGACACAAAGAUCAUUGGUAUCGUAA